CCGGAAACAGUGGGUGUACAAACAUGGCGCUCAUGUUCGCUAGAUCCUAGAUUCUGACGUCUAGCUUCCGCCUUUUGCUUGUUAUGACGCCGUGAGAUCGCGCCGUUCGUGACUGUUGUUUAGUCGGCCAUAGUCUCUCUUAACACUGAGUGACCGAUAGAAGCUGCAGGAUGGGAGUCCCUAAAUUUUACCGCUGGAUCUCUGAACGGUACCCGUGCCUCAGUGAAGUGGUGAAGGAACACCAGAUACCUGAAUUCGACAAUUUGUACUUGGACAUGAAUGGCAUCAUCCACCAGUGCUCACACCCAAAUGACGACGAUGUGCAUUUUCGCAUAACAGAAGAUAAGAUUUUUGCAGACAUAUUUCAUUACUUGGAGGUGCUAUUUCGCAUUAUCAAGCCAAGGAAAGUGUUUUUUAUGGCAGUGGAUGGUGUGGCCCCUAGGGCAAAAAUGAACCAACAACGGGGGAGACGUUUCAGAUCAGCAAAAGAGGCAGAGGACAAAAUAAAAAAGGCUGUAGAAAAGGGAGAAGUUUUGCCAACAGAAGCCAGAUUUGAUUCCAACUGUAUUACCCCUGGAACUGAAUUUAUGGCUCGCUUGCAUGAGCAUUUGAAGUAUUUUGUAAAUAUGAAGAUUUCCACAGACAAGUCUUGGCAGGGAGUCGCCAUUUACUUGUCUGGCCAUGAGACACCAGGAGAAGGGGAACAUAAAAUAAUGGAGUUUAUUCGAUCUCAAAAAACAAAGCCAGACCAUGAUCCAAACACAAGGCACUGCCUGUAUGGAUUAGAUGCCGAUUUGAUAAUGCUUGGUUUAACAAGCCAUGAAGUUCACUUCUCUCUUCUAAGAGAAGAGGUUCGCUUUGGUGGAAAGAAAAAUCAAAAAAGGGUUACUGCGCCAGAAGAAACUACAUUUCAUCUUCUUCACUUGUCUUUAAUGAGAGAGUAUAUUGAUUAUGAAUUUUCAUCUUUAAAAAACAAGAUUUCAUUUGAAUAUGAUGUAGAACGAAUAAUUGAUGAUUGGAUUUUAAUGGGAUUUCUUGUAGGCAAUGAUUUUAUUCCUCAUCUACCUCAUUUGCAUAUUAACCAUGAUGCACUGCCUCUAUUGUAUAGAACAUAUAUUAGUGUCUUGCCUACUAUUGGAGGUUACAUAAAUGAAAAUGGUUAUUUAAACCUGUAUAACUUUGGGAAGUACCUAGAAAAACUUUCAGAUUUUGAUCGGGAACAUUUCAAUGAAAUCUUUGUGGACCUAAAAUGGUUUGAAAGCAAAGUGGGCAAUAAAUACCUCAAUGAGGCUGCAGGCCAAGCUGCUGAAGAAGCCAAAAACAUUAAGAAAAAGAAAAACAAGGUUCCCGAAGAUGCCUUUUGUUUUAGUGCAUUAGAGAAUAAUGGGGAAGAAAAUUCUGAAUGUUUAGAUGAGGACCCUGAAGAUGAUGAAAAUGAGGAUGAUCUCUUUGAGACAGAAUUCAGACAAUACAAGAGGACAUACUACAUGUCAAAGAUGGGUGUGGAGGUUGUUUCUGAUGAAUUUCUGGCAGAUCAGGCUAAAUGCUAUGUCCAGGCAAUACAGUGGAUUUUGCACUAUUACUACCAUGGAGUCCAGUCCUGGAGCUGGUACUACCCCUACCAUUAUGCACCGUACCUAUCUGAUAUUUGUAAUAUCAGCCAUCUAAAGCUGACAUUUAAUUUGGGUAAACCCUUCAUGCCGUUUGAGCAGCUGCUUGCAGUCCUUCCUGCUGCUAGUAAGGAUUUAUUGCCUCUCACUUAUCAGAAUCUGAUGAUCAGUUCAGAUUCUCCAAUCAUAGAUUAUUACCCGCAAGAUUUCAAAACCGAUCUCAAUGGAAAGCAACAGGAGUGGGAAGCUGUUGUACUAAUUCCUUUCAUUGAUGAGAAACGAUUGCUGGAAGCCAUGGUAUCCUGCAAUAGAAGUCUAGCUGAGGAGGAGAAGAAAAGGAAUCAGCACAGUGAGUGCAUUAAGUACUGGUAUGAAAAGGAAACAGACUUCAAAUACUUUUCACCUUGGCCAGAGAAAUUUCCAAGUGUUGAUCGUUGCCAUGCAAGGUAUAAACUAAUUUCUUUGGAUGCCUGGCUUGUAGAUGUCACUGAUAAUAAAAUAACAAAAGUAGACAAGAGUGCACUGUAUUUUUGUGGAUUUCCUACACUAAAGCAUAUAAAACACAAGUAUUCUAUGAAAAAGGCAGGUGUACAGGUAUUCCAGCAAAGCAGCCGUGGAGAGAAUAUGAUCUUGGAGAUAGAGACUGAAGGAGAUGAAGAUACCCUAAAUGUAGACACUGUUGCCAGUGCGGUACUUGGAAAAUCUGUAUUCGUAAAUUGGCCUCACCUGGAAGAAGCCAGAGUUGUUACUGUUACAGAUGGAGACAUGAAGUUCUAUUUAGAAGAACGCCCUGGAACACAAAAGCUUUACACUGGUAACUCAGUACCACCGACUAAAGUAGCUUAUGUUGGCGAUAAAGAAAGAAACAUAUGGGUGAAAGAAAUUCAGGGAAUAUCAGAACAUUACCACAGAAGAAAGGGAGUAGUGAUAAACGAGACUGCAGUAGUGUUGUAUGCACAGCUGCUCACUGGCCGCCGCUACCAGUUAGGACACAAUGGCGAGGUUCAUCUCGAGAAGCAGUGGUCCAAGCAAGUGCUGCCUUUUGUGUACCAGGCUGUUGUCCAGGAUAUCACUACUUUUGAGUCUGGCUCAUCUCAUUACAAAACACUGGGCGAGCUGUUCUCUCCUGAAAGUUCUGUCUUCAUGUUGGGUGCACCCUACUAUGGAUGCAUAGGAGAGGUACAAGAGUCAUCUGAUGUUCUCAGUGAGAACAGAAUCCGUGUGCUUUUAACUAUUCCCUGUGAACCACAGCUAGAUGCCUUAAUACAGAACCAGCAUAAAUUUUCUAUAAAAUAUAACCCUGGGUAUGUUUUGGCUAGUCGUCUUGGUGUGAAUGGAUACCUCGUGUCUAGGUUUACAGGGAGUAUCUUCAUUGGCAGAGGAUCCAAGAAGAAUCCCCACGGAGAGCAAAAGUCCAAUGUGGGACUUAAUCUUAAGUUCAAUAAGAAGAAUGAGGAAGUUCCUGGCUACACUAAAAGGGUUGGGACGGAAUGGACAUACUCCUCUGCUGCUGAGGUCCUUCUUAGUGAAUACAUAGAGAGGUUCCCUGAAUUAUUCUUAUAUGUAUCAAAAAAAAGCCAAGAAGAUGUAUUCUAUGAGGAUGAUAUUUGGCCAGGAGAGAAUGAGAAUGGAGCUGAGAAGGUUCAGGAGAUUGUGUCCUGGCUGAAGUCUCAUCCAGUUAACAUGCUGUCUCGUUCAUCAUGUGAUCUUCAAAUCCUGGAUGCUGCUAUAGUAGAAAAGAUUGAAGAGGAGGUUGAAAAGUGCAAGUCAAAAAAAAACAGUAAAGUUCGAGUGACAGUCAAGCCUCAUUUGUUGUUUAAGCCUCUUGAGCAGCAGCAUGGAGUUGUUCCAGACCCAGAUGCAGAAUUCCGUCUUUAUGACCGCGUUGUUAAUGUCCGGGAGAACUUUUCUGUCCCACUAGGACUCCGAGGCACUGUUAUAGGAAUUAAAGGAGCGGAAAGAGAUGCUGAUGUGCUUCUUGAAGUCCUGUUUGAUGAAGUAUUUCCUGGAGGCUUAACAAUAAGGUGUUCCCAGUUUAAAGGGUAUCGCUUACCCACAAGUGCCUUAAUCAACCUUUCUCACGGUAAUCGUAUGGAAAGUGGAGGACAGAAACUGACUGCUGUAGUUAAGCCACAACCAGCUAUUAAUCACCAUGUUUCUGAUAAAGAACAAAUGGGGGGCCUCAACCAUUCUCCCCGUUCUCUCUUUGUUCCUACAAAGGUGAACGGAAAGCAGCAUUCUCAAGGUCAGGCCAACUCACCACACAAAGGUUUUGCUUCUGCCGGAAAUCAGAAACAAAAGCAUAAACAGGAUGAUGAGUAUUACAAUGUGUGGCACUCACUGCAAGACUCUGGGAAAUCACCUCGUGCUCAAAACUUGCAUGGCAAGGCUAUGAACCUACCUCAGGAAAAGAAGCCAGGCCCCAAUAAUCAUUUUUAUAAGUCAGAAAUGGCUGAGAGCAGCCCCAAAUGUCAGUCCAAAAGACAGGAUCCAAUUAGGAAAAUGAAAGAGGAUUUCAGGUUUCAAAAGCAUGAGAGCCAAACCCAGGGUGCGUUAAACAAACCGAAUACGUACGAUUCUAUGAAGCAAGUGAAACUGUUGAAACGAACUGACAAUCUCUUAGAUAUGCAGAUUGAGAAAGAUAUUCCUAAGGCUUCAGAAGGAAAGCCGAAUAGUGAGUUUGAAAAUUUAAUUGCAUCACUGAAGAUUGCAGAUGAAGAGCAGACACAGCCUGCACCUCAAAGCCAAGACAAGAGCUCUAGCGCGGAACACUUGUCCCCUCAGUCAUUUGCCAUGAAAGGAACUCAAAUGUUAAAAGAGAUCCUCAAGAUUGACAGCUCAGACUCUACAGACCAACACAAAGAAGGAGUUAAAAAGGAUACUGUCACAGCAUCGUCUCAGCGCAAACAAACCAAACAGAUAGCUGCACACAUGAACAGGCCUCAGGGAGCUGGCGCAGCUUUCAGUGCACCCAACCCAGAGUCGCUACGGGCACCUCUAAUUCCACAACCACCUGCCAUGGGUACUCCACUGUCUGAACUUUACCGUAUAUGUAGUUUGGUUGGAAUGCAUCCACCGGAGUUCUCUUUCCUGCGAACCGCACAGGCUCUCACCGCUUGUCAAGUGAAGCUGUCAAAUGGUUUAAUCAUAGCUGGGCCCCCUUGUCAUGCAGAAAAUGAAGCCAAGGAGAAAGCUGCUUUAUUUGCUCUUCAGAGACUGAGCUCAAUCAGUUUCCCAUUACCACCACCACCAGCUAUGUUUCCAACCUAUCCACAUCUUGGAGCUGCUUUACCUGCAGGACAGAUGCCCUCAGUCUUUCCACCUGCAGCAGCAAAUAUGAUCCCUGCAGCACCACACGUAUUUGCUCCCGUAACAUGGAGACCUCAGAUACAGAUCCCUAAACCUUACUACCCAGGCCCUUUUCCUAGCAAUGCACCUGUAGUGGGUCACAUGCCAGCGGGCAGUCACAACCAGUUUGUACCACUCCAGGUAACAAAGCAAAGGGCUGCUUUCCAUAAAAACAGUGAAUACAAGGAACCAGUAAAUCCAUCCCAAACCUCUUCAGACCAUGAGCAGAGAUUAGUUCCAGAUGGCAGCAGCCAGAGCCCCCAAGACACUGCAUCUCCUUCUUUGGCAUCCCAUCAAACUGCUCAGCCAACCUCGGCAGAAAAAGUCUCACCUAGUCCUUUUAUGCGUCACGGCAAAACGACUCCAGGGUCAGCUGGCAAAAAGAAGCCACGAAAAUUAGCAGUCAAUUUCGGUGGCCCUAAAACAUCAGAAUAAACCCUUGUUCUUGUAUCCCCCAUUGUGGGGUCUUGCCUUAACAUUGUUAUGUAUAAUAGCCGUGAUUUGCUGCCAUGCAUCUUAAAUUAUUUUCCUUGAUUUCCGUUUACAGGCCAAUGGCAUUGAGAACAUAUCUAUCAAACCAUAACUGCUUCUAUAAUCCCUUAAACUCAUCAAAUUACAGUUCUCAAAGAAUAAUUUGUUUGUAACAGACAAGGUUCCAGAAGAUCAGGCUUUUGGAAUUAGAUCAGUAAAACAUGCAGAUAUAGUGAGUUAUGCAGCAGAUUUACCUUUAUAAACCGUUUGAGCAGUGAAGUAAUGAAUUUGUUUCUAAAUUUCUUAGAAGCAUUGUGAGGAUUGUAUCUAGGUAAUAUCCCCUGUGAUAGAGCAUUACAUAUAUUUCCCUAUCAUUCAGCAAAGCAGAAGUUCAUUCCAGGUGAACCAGUUUCCAAGAUUUGCAUUAAUGGCACCUGGGAGGGGAAGACUUAACCCCUUCUAUGCCAGAGCCUGCAGCACAAAAGGGGGCUAGCCUAGUUGUAGUUAAACACUUUUUUUGUAUUUGUGAAAUCAUUCUAUAUUCUUAAAACAUGUCAAUAUUUGUUUGCAGUCUGCUUUUAUCACUCCCACGAAAAGGGAUAUUUUUUUUAAAUGCUGGAAUUUUUCAUUGGAUCUUAUACAGAACAGUAUUUUAUUAAAAAAUAAAAAGCAAGGGAAGAUUUUAUGUGCUAAUUUCUCUAUUGUUUAUACAAUUUUAAAGAAAUAACCUUUUAUGGUUUAUCUACAGUACCAAGUGACAGAUGUUUCUAGUAGCACGUGCUCUUCACUGUUCUACCACAUGUACAGUUCAGGGUCCAUGUCAUGAAGCUGUGCAGCAUAUUCUGGAAUUUUCAACAUAAAAGUUUUCAGAAUUGUAAAUGAAUUGAAUUAAAUGUGUAUUACUAGCUUUACAAACCCUUUAUUGUGCAAGAUUUUUGUUAAAUACUUAUUUUGGUUCAUUGUGGUAAAAUACCAGGGGGCCCCAAGGGGGUGGGGACUGGCCCAGAUGUAGUGCACCUGUGCUCCCCCUGUAGUCAUACCACUUAUCUCUGAGCAAACUUAAAGGGAACUUGUCACCCACACAUUAAAAACUGUAUAAUAAAAGUCCUUUUCAAAUUAAACACAAAGCCCAAAUUCUUUUUUUUAUUAAAACAUCAGCCUUAGGCAUAUAGAUGGGACAAUUGCUUUCACUUGCCAUUCAACAGUUCCUAGAUGUCACUGCAUUCUUUUCAUUCCCCCCUUCCUCCUUACAGUCUGUAAUUGUGUAGCAUAGGCAUCCGGUCCCCCAUUCUGGCACAUAAGAUUUUGGGGUGAUGAUGAAAAGCUUGCCUUUAAUAACAGUGUCCACAACAUGGCACCUGUCUGCUUGCUGCGAUUGUGAAUUCCAAGGUUUAUAUAAUUUACAUAGUGUAAGUAAAGUUUAUUUUGCUUGAAUAGCUCAAUAGAAAAGAAUUUGGAAUUAUUUCUUAGGGUGACGUGCCCUUUAAAAAAAAAAAAAAAAUCUAUUUGUAAUCUUUAAUUAGUAGAUCAAACAAACAAGUGGUUCCAAACAGAAAAGAGAGGGUUCAACCAAAGUCAGGUCUUAGUUCACUUAUACAGUGAGAAGAGAGAAGGUUUUUGAGAUCACAUGAAUUACUGUAAAACUGUUGUGGCCAUACAUGUACAGAAGACUAAGUGCAAAAUUGGCCCAACUUCCUAAUCUGGGUGUGUAAACUUGUGGGUGAAAAUGGUGGGAUGUGACCUUAAGGCUAAUGUCCCACGGAGAGAUUAGUCGCUGCAAUUUUUAAAAAGCGAGUUCCAGUGACAAGUCGCUAGUUUUGUCUUUACAUAGAGAAGAAUAUAAAUCGCCAGUACCUUAUUAACCGACGACACAUUUUCGAGCGAUUUUACAAAGAAAGCAUUGUCAUUCAAAACUAUUGGAAUCACUGAACUUUCCCCAUUGCACCAAAUGUAAUUUCUAAUUGUGGGUGGGGAAUAUGACACCUGGAUUUGUGGGAAAUACAAUGCUCUGUUGUUGAAAUCUCUAGUAAUCGCUUGUUAGGAAAAGAUGAGCGACUUGUCGCUGAAACUCUUUUUAAAAAUCGCAGUGACUAAUCUCGCUGUGGGACAUUAGCCUAACUCAUUUAAAGACUUGGGGGUUGUUGCACAUGGCCUCCAGUAUUUCUUUGCUGAAAUACAUAACAUGCUCUAACAAUUGGUAAGGCAGCAGGCUGAGAUGUAUGUAUGGUCUCUGCUUAUGCCUUUUUUCUUUGGGAAGUUAAGCUGGCCAUACACAGGUUCCACAAUUGGACCUUAUAGAGGGCCCAUACAGACCCAUGAAUAGUGAAACGCGACCCUGGCCCAGUUUGGUCUUUAUUUAAUGAUUGUUCCUGCUUAAUAUGUCAUUGAGCCCUAAUCAGCUAUAAAAAGGCCAUUGUUUUAGCCCCAUUCUCAGACUAUAGGCUGCAGAAUCAAAUACAAUCUCUAGCAUGGCCAGCAGGUCUUUGAUCAUCUGAAAUUUGUGGACGUCACAUGAACUGUUGUGAAGCCUUUAGCCAGUUUGUCCAAGUGUUGGGCCCCAGCAUCCUCACUUUCACUCCAGACUUUGAAACCUAUUGCCCCAUGUGUCCCAUCAUGUUUAGGUGGUACUUUCAUGGCAGAUCUACACCUGGUUCAUUAGUCCAUGGCAUUUAAUAGACAAUUUAUAAUAAUAUUAUCUUGUUCAAAAACCCAGGUUGGUUUCCUGUUGGAUGCUGUAAUACCAAUUCAAGAGAAAUGUGAAUAAAAUCCUUGUGAAUCUUUA
This is a messenger RNA of Xenopus tropicalis (tropical clawed frog), 8211 nucleotides long. RefSeq names its product 5'-3' exoribonuclease 1 (gene xrn1). The record is from RefSeq and is a predicted model, not a curated record. The transcript has 43 exons. Gene Ontology annotation, cellular component: cytoplasm. Gene Ontology annotation, molecular function: nucleic acid binding; 5'-3' exonuclease activity; 5'-3' RNA exonuclease activity. Lineage: Eukaryota; Metazoa; Chordata; Amphibia; Anura; Pipidae. Gene Ontology annotation, biological process: RNA metabolic process; nuclear-transcribed mRNA catabolic process. The coding region runs from base 171 to 5393 and encodes 1740 amino acids.